Mus musculus (house mouse) is the source of this 1429-nucleotide messenger RNA. It is a transcript of the gene Clec2l, whose product is annotated as C-type lectin domain family 2, member L. The coding region runs from base 168 to 803 and encodes 211 amino acids. NCBI's taxonomy places the organism in Eukaryota, Metazoa, Chordata, Mammalia, Rodentia, Muridae. The record is from RefSeq and is marked validated. The transcript is spliced from 5 exons. Gene Ontology annotation, cellular component: membrane.
GGGGACCUGAGCGUCUCCGGCGCGGGAGCCGGGCUCAGCCCCGGCUUGCGGACGUCGCGGUCCCGGAGUACCGAGCCGGCCUGGGCGGCCCGCGGGGCGCGCGCAGCGCGGAGUGCGCGUGGGGCCGGGCUCUGCUGCCCGGUGCAGGAGCGCGCGCGCGUCGCGGCAUGGAGCCGGCCCGGGAGCCCCCCGCGCGCGCCCGCCCGCCGCCCCCCGCAGCUCGUCCCGCGCCCGCUGCGCCCAGGCCGCGCUCUCCAGCGGAGGCAGAGGCCCGUGGCCCAGAGGGGCUGCUGAGGCGAUCCGGGUCAGGCUACGAGGGCAGCACCAGCUGGAAGGCGGCCUUGGAGGAUACCACCACACGCCUUCUGCUGGGAGCCAUUGCAGUCCUCCUGUUUGCCAUUCUGGUGGUGAUGAGCAUCCUGGCUUCCAAGGGCUGCAUCAAGUGUGAGACACCCUGCCCGGAGGACUGGCUGCUCUACGGAAGGAAAUGCUACUACUUCUCGGAGGAACCUAGGGACUGGAAUACGGGAAGGCAGUACUGCCAUACACACGAGGCGGCGCUGGCCGUGAUCCAAAGCCAGAAGGAACUGGAAUUUAUGUUCAAGUUCACACGGAGGGAGCCCUGGAUCGGCCUGCGCAGAGUUGGGGACGACUUCCACUGGGUCAAUGGGGACCCGUUUGACCCAGACACAUUCACUAUCUCGGGUAUGGGGGAAUGUGUCUUUGUGGAGCCCACCAGGCUGGUGUCAACGGAAUGUCUGACAACCCGUCCCUGGGUGUGCAGCAAGAUGGCCUAUACGUGAUGAGGCUCAGGCCAGAGGUGGCCCCUGUGCCCAGGCCCAAGGGCAGUGUCCGUUCCACAACUUGCUUCCAACAGGAGCCGCCACCCUCUCUGAAUGGAAGUAGUGGGGAGGGUGGCCUCUGCCACUGUCCCCUUUCAGGCUCCAGAGCUCCGAAAGGCCUUGGUUCCUGGUCCCUCUUGUCCCCAGGCAGGUCCUGUGGCCUAGCAGUUAUAUCUCAUAUGCUAAGUAGUGUAGACAUCUUGCCCCAUACACACAAGCACACACGUGUACACACGUGUACACACAUGUACACAACACACACACAGGCUCUUCUUAGCGGGUCACCCUUCCUUGGCUCUGCCUGGAACCCUCCCUCACUGCAGCCCUGGUGCUUCUGGACAGAUGGGGCGACACACGGGUUAUAUGACUUCUGGCCCAGCCUCCUGCCCGCCCCUGUGGCUUCUCUGAGACUGCUGGGUGAGACAGGCAGGCACAGCUUCCUCCACACCUUGGAGAAAACAGCCCAGGGCUAGAGGCUGCUCUUUCUGCCCUCCCUGCCUUCCCAGGGUCCUCAGGCAGGGCCCCUGCUGUGCUGUGGUGCUGUCCUAUCGGUCACUAAUGGAAUAAAGACACAACUGCAUCUCUGA